AUGGUAAGCCGUUGUUUUUAAAAUGACUUACGAGAUAGUUCUGACUGGAGAGGUCAUUUUUUUUGGUUUGCGAUUGGGAAGUUCCUGAAAAUUGGCAAGAACUCUUCUUGAUGCCCCAGAUGAAGAUUCUGGAAGUCUAUCUCCUUAGCUUUCGAGAAAUAGGGGCCUAACGUCUCAAAAUAGCCUAUUUUUUUGGGUUUUACGGGUUUUCCUUCAAUUUAAAGCUUCUUUUCCCAAAAACGAGGAAGUUGUGCAGGUUAAGACUUCUAGAACUUUUUUCUGGUACAUCAAGGAGCGUUCUGACUUAUUAAAAAUCACAACCGCAAAUUAAAAUGACCUCCCUUGUGAGUCGAAACUUUAAAAAUGAUCUCUAGAAUAUGGUCAAUGUUUCCCCACUUAAACGGCGGAGCAAGGGGCGAGACGCGUAGCGUGUGCGUUCGAUGUUCUUGGCACGAGUUCAAUUCAAUUGCCGCCGACUAUUUAAAAAGCUCGACAACCGCUCUUUUUCAAUGUUUUCUACUAUUUUUUGAUGCACACAUGAACAUAAUCAAUCAAUAAUUGAAAAAAGAAUGAAAAGAGCGAAAAACGGGCUUUUCAAAUAGUCGAUGGCGGUUGAAUUGAACACGUGCCAAGGACCGCGAACGCACACGCUACGCGUCUUGCCCCUGCCCCGCCUCCUUCGCCUUUUAAGUCGGGAAACAUUGACUAUAGUGUGUGUUAGAAAUGAGAAAAGGGAAAAAUAAAAUUCUCCGGAUUUGAAUAAUUUCACGUCUUUCAAGAAAAAUGUACGCUUCUGACUAAUGAUUCUGAUCGUUUUUUUCACACCAAAUAUUCGAAAAAUUAUUAUUUUCUACGUUUUCCCUUUUAUGGUUACUCUAUAUCCAUCUUAUCAUAAAAUUACUAUUCCCAAAACUCAAAAAGUGUCCUCAAAUUUCCCUUUUUUGUUGUUGGAAUGAGUUGGACGUAAACAUCACGGAACCAUGUGCUUAGAGCUUCAUUAUCAUCAUUUUUGCUUCAAAACGUGAUGAAAUGAAUGUUAUGAAAGCAACAAAAGUGUCUGAAAUAUUUUUUUGCUGUAACCAAAGUUCAUUAUUAUUAAACCAUCCCAUAAAGGUCAAGAUUUUGAUCCCGAUCAGUAUGAUCAUAGUCUGCUCGAUUUUUUUUUUGCUGGGUUAUUUUUGAGCUUACUUCUGAAUAAGGUUAACAUACAGAAAACCGUCUCAUUGAUUCAUUGUAAUAUUUUUGAGAAGACUUUUCUAUUCGAAAUUUCUCCAACCACAAAUCAUCCUACUCCCGCCGAUUUUCCCCAAAAAAAGAACCCAAAAUAUCCCAUUCGCGAUACUCCGAGUAGAUUAACACCAUUGACACCACCGUGAAAAACAAGAAAAGAUAUUGAAAAGCUCGCGAGACGAAAUAAAAGGUGGCACGCGGCUUUUUUUUUCCUCGCUGAAUACAUCCACCUCGCUCAAAAGCGAAGCGACAAUAAAAGCCCCAAAUCGUUUUGCGCACGAAAAAAAUUUUUCUUUUUUUUCCCACGCAUUUCCUAAAUUUUUACACACGUUUUUUGUCUUAUCUUUCCUCUCUCUGACAGUUUUUUCGCUUCAAAACUCUACUUUAGACCGUCCUAUUGAUUUAUUUCAAUCAGAAAAAGACCUGAAGAUGUAUUUCAUCAGCUCUUUGUGUUUUUUGUGUGUUUUACAAUUUUUUCUCAAUGUCCUUUUUUAAACUUGAAAGGCUCUGAAGAUAAAAUUUCAUCUUUUUUAUAAAUUUUGGUCAUUUCAUAGUUACCUUUUCAAUUCACCUCCAGCUUAAAUAUCUCAUUUUCUCACCCGGUUUUGCUGAUCCUAUCUCGGAACUUCACUGAUCAUUUGAUUUCAGUGAUUUUUUUUUCCGCAAAACCUUCCGUUGUUUUUCUCCCUAGAAACCCAUCACAACUUCCAAGAAAAAAAAAUGAUGAUAAAAAAAUAAAAUUUCAAGGAGCCUCCGUAAAAGGACUUUUUUUCGAUCAGAACUUUAUUGUAUGAAGAAUGAAAGUUUCUGAGGUUUCUUUUUUCUGGAAGCUCAUAUUUUACUAGUGUGUUAUGAAUAUUAGUUUUUAAAACUUGACAAAUUUCCAAAAAUAUUGAGCUUUAUACAAGAAGAUUAUUAUCAAAAAACGUUUUUUGUAUCUUUUUUGACGCAACAGUAUUUUCAUUUCCUUAAAAGAAAUUAACGGUUUUUUUAAAUUCCAAAAAAUUCUUCCUCGAAAAAAAAAACCAAUAUUUCGUCUCCUAAAUAAUUUUUAGCGCUCCUAGUACCCAAUUAUCAAUCCCCCUUCCAACUUUUUUUUAAAUCUUCAAAGGUAAAACACCUUAUUCCUCAGACCUAUCACCGAAACACAUCUUUCUGACCGUUUUUCUAGAGCCUCGACUACAAAAAUCUCCAAGAAUUCUUAGAAUUUGUCAGAAAAAAGAACAAAUUUGUAGUUUUUCCUCUUCAAAAACUGUGAAUAACAGGACAAAUAUUGUAGUUUCCAAGAGGAAAUCUUUCGCCAUUCGAUCUCAAACAUUGCCUUUCUAAAACCCGAGGUUUACAAAAUUUCUUAUUUUCCUUCUGAGAUAAUGAAAAAUCGCCAUUUUACGCCCACAAAGCUUCAAAAUAAAGUGAAUAGAUAAAGAAAACGAUGACUCAAACUUUCUGAACCGUAAAAAUUGAUAAAGUCCUUUUCAUAUAAUUUACUUUUUUUCGCUUUCUCAUCUCAUAAAUUAUAUAUUUCCCUAAAAUUAAUUAACUAUGGAGCUUUAAUUAUUAAGAUUUCCUAGUAAAGCCAAAAAAAUUAAACUUCCAAUUAAACUUCCUUUGCAAAAACGAACUUUGAUUCCACCAAAAAAAUUAUUUUAUGUUAACUAAGAUCACUCUCAAGAUUUAUUUUUAAAAUUCUAAAUCUUGAGAAAAAUUUGGGAGUAUUUUCUAAAAAAACAAGGGAAAAACCUGUCCUAUAACUUUAAAAAUCCUGUGUUCUUCCCUAUUAUUUUUUUCUGCUAAUUUCUAGACCGAUUUUAUCGAAUUUCUAACCGACUUUUCGAGCUGCUUAUUACAUUUCAAUUUUCAUAUUUCUCUUGAAAAACUUUUUUUUCAAUUUUUAGUUGGAUCAGCAAUACUUAUGGUUGAUUUUGCAUUGAUAUCACUUAACUUGAAAUUUAUACAUACUCUGAACCCAUUUCAUUUGAAAAAUAGUAGCAGUUUGAAAAAAUUAAUCUUUUCAAUUUCUCCCUUUGAGUCCGAGGUUAUUGGAUAAUUAUUGCAUAAGAAGCUUUCAACUAAAAAAAAUUUCGAAAAAAAAAUUCGUAGUUCUAAUUAUUCCACUUCCUUUACAAUUAUGUUACUGGUCGGUUUGGGAUUUUCUAGAAAUUUGCUCAAAAAAUUUCUGAAGGUCUAGAAUAAAAUCCCUCAUAGUUGCAACCUGCGCAAACUUCUAGUUUUUAAGAAAACGCGAAAGUGGAUUUACUAACUUUCCGAGAUUUGAUAAUAAUUAUCUCGAAGAUUCCGUGUAAAAUCUUCACUCGAAGUGGUAGCUCUCAUUCUGAGGCUUCCACCUAGAGCACGGUCUCCGGGCUCCAGCACAACAUCCGCUACAUUCUGAGCUGGUCAAGGCGCAACUGGAUGGACUACGCGCAGAAGGACGAGACGAAGGACCGUAAGACCAUGCUUUCAACUCUUUCGACUACACGUUUGGACUUCUAGCUCGCCAGAUUCAGAUGAAGAUCUCUAAUAGUUGUUACCUGUUCAAACUUUUUGUUCGUUAUAGCUUUCAAAGUUCUUGUUCACCGCCUAGUCGAUUACAUCAGACUAAACCAACAAAAUAAAUGAUUUGAAAAAAAAGUUUGAACAGGUAACAACUAUUAGAGAUCUUCAUCUGAAUCUUCAAAGUGUAUUUUAGCAGACCUUCUGCAAAUGACCUCCCGUGUGAGAAGGAACUUUUCAAAAGCCCUUAAAUAAAAAAAUUUCUUGGUUACCAACUUUAGAGUACCUCCAAAAUCUAGCUUCUCGGGCAAAGUCACAAGACAAAAGGGAACGAAAAAUCCAAGUUUCGGUCAUGAGUACAUCAACCAUUCCACUUCCUUAAAACAUAAUGAGAGGGAAAAUGUGACUUUUCACACAGUUUUUUUUUCGAGAGAAACUCGGCGGCCCAAUCACAAUUGUAUUCAUGUGGGAUUAUCCACGCGAUUUGCCUCCUUGCUGAGUCAAUUCAAAAGAACGACACAACAUACAAAACGUCUUUAUACCUCUCCUUCUCCAUCUGAAUAUCCCUCCGCAAAAGCUUCUUCUUCAAUUAACUCAACUUAUUCUAUUUAAUGCACCGAUGGAGGUACGAGAAAAUGAUCGACAAGGAGAUUCAUUUUCUCCGACUAAUCCAGGUUUGGCAGUGACUUGAGUAAACCCAUAAUGAACAUCCAUAUAUACGUUUUCUAGUAGGAUCACGGUUCAAAAAGUUUAUUUUUUUUGAAACAGCUUCUUUGUAAUUUUGAAAAAGAUUGUGAAAUUCUGCUGAAAACUUCAAAAAACUAGUGCAAUCAAACUGUUUGAAAAAAACUUUCUUUGUAGUUUUUAGCGAAAUUGGUCUCAUUUCUUUAAAGUGUCCUAUUUUUGUAGGGCAUUUUCAUAAAACCAGAAACACUCGAGCUACAGAGUUCCUCGAAAUUCAAAUUCGUCUGCGAAUCUCCGAAAUUCAAAAAACUUCAAAAAACUAGUGCAAUCAAACUGUUUGAAAAAAACUUUCUUUGUAGUUUUUAGCGAAAUUGGUCUCAUUUCUUUAAUUUUUGCUGUUUCUCCCCUCUUUGACGGUUAUUACGAACUUCUCUUUGACCCCGGCUUCAGUUAGAUAUUCUAAUUCCUUAAAAUUAAAACUUCUGAGCUCCAGAUUGGCCUCUAUAGGGGCUCCCCUUCUAGGGACCAUUUUACCAACCCCUAUAGGGGCCACUAAAGCUUGCAGAAGUGGUCCCUAUAGUGGACAUGCUAGUCGAUAGCUCCAUAGUGUUCCUUAUAGGCUAUCUUUUUCUAGGAACCACUUUACCAACCACUGUAGGGUCCACUUGAGCUUUAGGAGCUAAGACCCUAAACCCCUACAAGGACCCCCUUAAUUUCACCCCUAUAGGGACCACUGUUAAACCUUUAUAGGGGUUAUUUUCCGCCCUUACCUCCAUAGGGACGGCUCUCUAAUUCCAGAGGAAGCAUAAAAAAAUUCAGUAAGUUAUCGAUGGAGCGCAUAAAAGAGAAAAAUGGAUGAAAUUAUUUUUCUUCAAAUUUUCUAUUUUCGAACGAAGCCCAGGGUUCUGAUUCCCCAACAAAAAAUUCGAUUCGUUCGAAAUUUAGCUAUGAGUGUAGCGCACAUUCAGAACAAAAAAUCGCCACUUUUUCUUUUUUAAAGUUUUUAAAUUUUCCACCAAGGAUUCGAGAAGAUCCUUCUACAUUCUAAAUCAACUCCACGAUUUCGUACUGAAAUUGCAAAUUUGCAAACGCAAGAACCGUACAUUCCACAAUAUUGUUCAAUGAAUCAUAUUUGUUGAUCUUCUGCAGGCCUUGAAAAACUUUUCGCGUCUCGCACUUUUCUCUUUUUGAUAUGCCGCAGUACUAAAAUCAUCCUUUUCCCCUCAUUUGUAACCAGAAAAGAAAAUAAUUGUACUUUGAUUGAGUAACGCCUUUCCCCAAAAGUUGUCAAUUUUCUCGAUUCCGCCCAAACAAAGAUAAGAAUGUCUGAUUGGAGGAACUCAUGACCAUAUUUAUCAGUUCUUGGGGCUUUUCCCUGGCACAUGACAGCUGUCUAGAGCGGGAAAUUCGAGAAGAUUCAGAUCAAAAUUUGAACAAGCUUUGAUGUAGUAAAUGUGGAGUUUCUAUGAAUACUACAAACUUGAACCGCUGUUUUCAACGUUCAAAUCCAAGAACCUGAAGAAAAUCAUAGAUUUUCAACAAUAAUUUUCCAGAUGGUUUCCGAUGGGCCAGUAGAUGGGUCAUCCUCGACGUAUUCCUGGCCUCAGGGCACUACAACCCCGACCUACUCUCCAAUUUAUUCGUGUGGUGUCCGUUUUUUGCCUUUUUUUUGUUAGCAAAUGAUGGUUUCUGACCUUUAGAGCCUAUUUUCAUCUCAGUAUAUGAACCCUUCAAGCUAUAUUUUCGCUACUGAGGGAAAAGCUUCUCAAGGAAAAUUCCACAAGUUUUUUGAACUCAAAGCCCUCUAAUUGCUUCAAGAUUAUCUGGGUUUUUUUUUCUUAGACUCAAAAAAAAAAAUAGUAAGUGACAGGUGAGUUCUUUCGUUAAUCACCACUACCAAAUGAUCCUGCGAUUUCGAAAAUUUACUAAAAUUUUACCUGCUUACUUCAACGCUGGACUCUAAGCUUUUCCAAAAAUUUUCGCUAAAAUCUAGAAUCUCCCCCUUUCGAAAACUCACACGGUCAGUAGGCCAAAAAAGGUCUUACAUACGUCAAAAGUCAGUGGCUUUGCUGAACUUCCUUGAGAAGCUGUCCAUGAAUCUCAGAAUCUAAGAAUAAGUAAUUGCGCAAGCCGUUUUGCGGUCCGGCGCACUUCUGAGACAACCGAAAAGUGUUAAGAUAUUCCCCAUCCGGCACAAAAUACAUUUUUUCAGAUGGACGGACAACCAUGUGACUUGGCCCAGUACAUGUUCGUUGUCGUUGUCUUCAUCGUGAUGCUCUCUUUGGCCAUGUGCGCCUUCCGAAUUCUGUUUCUCUGCUGCAACCACGGCAGGUGCGCACUUCUCUUUUUCAAGUACAAAUUCGGCUACAAAACCUCGUGAACCCUGUUACUCUGGGGCUGGAAAAACUAAGAACUCGCGGUGAUAAGGACAAAAAAUGACGGAUGAUGACGCUUCAGAUCUGAACUCAUUCAGACUAUUCAAAAUAUAAUUUUUUGAAUUAUGACGCAGGACUCGAAAGGAUCAAAUACUGACGAUUCUAAAAAAUACUAGAAAUCGCAAAAAUCCCAAAAAAAUCAUAUCCAGAACGCAAAUUUCAAAAAUUUUUUUGAAAUCUUAUGAUAAAAUGGGAAUUUUGAGCCUUUCGACCAUUAGGUAAAAAGCAGGCACUUAAAAAAAUUUAAACAUUAUAAUUUUCAAAAAAAGUUUUAACUUUUCGCUCUAUAUUCUAUUUUUUUCGCGACAAACUAAUGGUAAAUAAAUUGAGCUUAAAAAAAUAACUGGAUUUUUUUCUCCACAAUUUUCGGAGUCAUCUUCCUGCCAACAUUUUUGUUCCUCAAAAGGUAAAAUUGAAAGAGAGAGAGCAAAAGCCGUGUUCCAAUCAUCACCAAACAGUGUCCGGUCAAACACACUUUUUCUGUUUUCGCUGAUAACAUAGAUAUCAUCGUCUUUCUUAUUUUUGCCUCCUAUCAUUCAGUGUCCCUCUUAUUUUUUCGUCCUUUCCCUAGAACUACAAAUAUUAUUUUGAAAUGUGCAUAAAAUUUCAUUUAUUAUUAAAAAGGUGGCGAGAAAGGUGAGCCCUUCGAAUUCGACAGUUUUGAAGUUAAUAAAACGAAAUUUGCAGGCGGAUCCCACAGGGAGGAGAAGACCUGUUCAAUCGACGGCAAACGGUUGGAGCGGGUACUUUUAUUUUUAUUUUUGUGUCUAGUCUGUUGAGUCUUUUUGGAGAAAAAAAGCAAAGCUUUCCGAUUAACUUUUUUUGCAGGGGGAUGAAGCAGAGCUGAAGGCAAGGAAGUCCCUUCUAAAUUCGAAAAUUACAGAAGAGCUCGGACGAGGCCGGACCAACUACGGUUUCACGGAGCCGCCGCCUCGAUACGACCAGCUCUUCAAGCAAGACGCGACGCCUCGCGGAGCCCCCGCAGAGGCUCCGCCGCCGACCUACGAACAAGUUUCGACCAUCAGCACGCCUACUUUUGAAGUUCGACCACAGCCUGCUUCCAAUCAAAGACCAACUGUGUUAGUUUUUUCGAUGAUUGAAAAGUUCAAAAAUCAGAGAGCCUCCUAACUUUAUAGUCCGUUUUUCGCAACUUGAAAGGGCGGGGCUUCUCUGCGCCCUCCUCGUCUCUCGCCGACCCUCUCUUGUUGACGCGCUAUUUUCGCAUUUUUGUGACCUUGUCGGUGAGGGAACAGAGAGACGCAGACACUCGAAAACUAUCAAGUCGCGGCGGGCGGACUGUACCAUGACAGGGUUAAACAAGACUCAACCUCUUCUCAAAAUGAAAUUCGUACUUCUCGAUCUCAAAAAAUCACUUAUCGUGCAAUCCUGAGUUUCUGACGUUUUCAAGCUAUCCAGCCUUAGAACGUUGAAACAUCUGAUGAAUCUAUGGGGGUCGAUUUAAAAAAAAACCUCUUUUCAUUAGGCCUUUGUACCGCUAGAGCAUCAUCAAAACCUCAAGUCGAUUAGCCCAGGAUCUUUACUGAUAUCAGUGAUUAUCAUUGGACUGGACAUACCCAUCCUUUUUUUAGACGGUUGGGGAUUAUGAACAUGUGGUUCCCCACUACCAAAAUUUCCUAAACCCCUUGGUCAGGUCGGGGAUCACACUUGUGACCUUGCGGACCCUAGACACACUAAGGCUCUCCCAUUCAAAAAACCUCUCUAAACCAACUUGAAACCCCGUAUUUUCUCAGACAAUCCACGAUCCCAGCUACACAGAGCACCGGUACCGAAGUAUUCGUCGUGCCGUUCGAUCAGUAAGCUUAGUGCAUGAAAACCAUCUCAACUCCUUACUUCAGCCCAGUCUCAACCAAUGAACAAUCGAACUUCCAACGAAGUCCGAGAGAAAUCGACGUCGAAACGAGUUCCGACAAUAUCGCCGAACACAUGCGAGCCUGUGCCUUGAGAUACGGUCGUGAAGCCGCAGGUUUAUACCCUUCUAGCUGUCCCAAAUUCGUUUUCCCCAAAGAAAAAAAAAAUGAUAAAAAGCGCUUUCCAGACGCGAUAACAAUCCGGUCACCAACUUCCAACUCAAUACCAAUCGGAGCUUUUGGAACUUCCUACCCAGUCGAAUACAAUGGUGGGUACAUCUAACAAGGAAAUUACUUCUUGAGAAUUGGAAAGAACACUCCUUGAAGUAUAGUCAAUGUUUCGCGACUUGAAAGGCGAGGGAGGCGGGGCAAGGGGCGGGACGCGUAGCGUGUGCGUUCGCGGUCCUUGGCACGUGUUCAACUCAACCGCCAUCGACUCUUUGAAAAUCCCGUUUUUCGCUCUUUCAUUCCUUUUUCAGUUAUUUAUUAAUAAUGUUCAUUUGUGCAUUAAAAAUAGUAGAAAAUACAGAAAAAGAGCGGUUGUCGAGCAUUUUAAAUAGUCGGCGGCAAUUGAAUUGAACUCGUGCCAAGAACCGCGAACGCACACGCUACGCGUCUCGCCCCUUGCCCCGCCUUUCAAGUCGGGAAACAUUGACUAUACCAGAUAAAGAUCGUGAAAGUCUUUAGUUGCAAAACUUCCCAGUUUUUGAAAAAUAAUGCUCAAAGAUGAAAAAAAAAGACUAAAAUCGGCAAUUUUAAGCAGUAAUUUAAAAAAAAAACAGAAAGUUGUGCAGGAUGAGACAUCUAUUUAGAAUCAAAGAGUAUUCGGGUCGAGUUUCAGGAAGAACCUAACCGUAAAGGAAACACAAAAAAGAAUAAGCCAAUAGUGAUUUGAAAAAUUGCAGCAACUGUUGUACCUUCCUACGACGCAAUCUCACUCAGAAGAGAGACAAUUUUGGAUGAAGAUCGCCUUACGAGGUCCCCUGCUCCGAGUUACUCAUCUAGUUGGUUUUUUUCUUAAAUUUAAUGCAGAUGUUAAAACACACGUUCUCCGAAAUAAGCAAUGAACCGUUGCCAGUAACAACUCAUGUUGCUUUUUUUUGAGCUCAUACUUUUAUCACAGAAACUACACAAGCCUUCCUUUUAGUUGAGUUCUUGACAAGCUCCUCCCCUUUUGAGGGUUACUGUAGCCAAAAUACAAAAAAAUCACACUUUUAUCUCCGCGGUCCAAAUUUAAUAAAAGUUUUUUUUUAAAACGAAAGCCAGUGACCAAUUAGACAUUUACAGUGUACGAAAUUUUUUUUUCUAAAGCCAAAUCGUUUACUAGAACUUUUGAUCGUUCAGUGAAAAAAUAAAACACAAAAUUUCAAUAAUUUACAAUUCAAAAGUUUCCACUAAAGGGUAUCGUCAUGAAAUAAUUGAAAUGAGUCGAUGUUUUUUAAAGAUCCCUAAAUAAGGAACUUUUUUCAGCUCUUUGUUGAGCUUCUGAUGAGGCUUUUUUGGAGCAUACUUUGGAAUCUCCUGAUUCCAGAACACGAAAAAAAUGUUCUAACGAUAGAUCUUGUUUUGAAUGUUAGUUAAGACGCUUCGAAAGCUUGAAAAAGUUUUUUUAUGUCACAACUUGCGAAUUUGCAAACGUUAAAGUUUCACAAGCGGAAACUAGAUCUAUUGCGAAAAUGUUUCUUCUUACCGUGGAAUCAGGAGGUCUUAAAGUACACUUCAGCAUUUUUUCACCAAAAGUUCAGCCGCGGGAUAAUAAAUGUUACCUAGUAAAGCUAGGAACGAUCAAAAUACAUUUCAAAUUGAUUUUUCAAAAAAAUAUUGUUAAAAACCAAAAACACUAUUUUUUCGAUGGGUUUCAUUUUACUUCAACCACUGGAACUAGAUAAUACCUCAGAAAGACUCAUUUUUCGUUAAUUUCGUUCAAAAACUAUAACUUAGGCGAAAAACAUGACGGAAAAUAUUCCAGACUCAGCCCGAUCAAAUAUCGAAACCUCCGAGGGUCAACCAACCACUUCACGAGAAAGUUAGUGGAAAACUAUAACUUCAUUAUUCUUUCUCAACUAUUUCCAGACGAAAACGAAACAUCAAUAGCUUUUGAAGAAAUCAACUUGGAAUCCAAUGAUAACACGACUUCUCCGCGAAAGAAAUCCGUCUAA
This is a messenger RNA of Caenorhabditis auriculariae, 10869 nucleotides long. NCBI's taxonomy places the organism in Eukaryota, Metazoa, Nematoda, Chromadorea, Rhabditida, Rhabditidae. The record is from the annotation of a GenBank genome assembly.